Molecule: messenger RNA, 1142 nt
Organism: Arachis duranensis
Lineage: Eukaryota; Viridiplantae; Streptophyta; Magnoliopsida; Fabales; Fabaceae
Product: plasma membrane-associated cation-binding protein 1
Exons: 4
Coding region: 110-781 (223 amino acids)
Cellular component (GO): plasma membrane
Source: RefSeq, a predicted model, not a curated record
UGGAGGGACAAGUGGCUGGAACAGUGUUGCAUUGAGUUUGAUAGUUUGAUUUUGUUAAGGACCCCAAAGAAAGAGAGAGAAAAAGAAAGAAAGAAAGAAAGAAAGAAAGAUGGGGUAUUGGAAAUCCAAGGUGCUUCCAAAGAUCAAGAAGGUUUUUGAUAAGAAUAGCACCAAGAAAUCUGGUGCUGCUGAAGCUUCCAAGUUAUUUGAUGACUCCAAGGAGGAAUACAACAAAGCGUUUGAAGAAAAGAAGACUGAACUUCAAACAAAAGUAACUGAAGUAUAUGAGGCUUCGUCAGCUGAAGUGAAGAGUUUGGUAAAAGAACCUAAUGAAGCAGGAUUAAAGAAGAAUUCCACAUCAGUUCAAAAGUUCCUAGAAGAGCUUGUUAAAAUUGAUUUCCCUGGAUCAAAGCCAGUGAGUGAAGCAUGUUCCAAGUUUGGACCAGCCUUGGUUCCAGGCCCAGUUUCCUUUGUGUUUGAGAAAGUUUCCACUUUCAUAGUCACUGAAGAGAAAGUUGAGGAUGCCCCUCCUACUACUACAACAGAAGAAACAAGUGGUGUCAAAGAGAGGGAAAUUGUGGUUGAAGAAGAAGGAAAAGAAAAGAAGAAGGAAGAGGCAGAGGAGAAAACUGAAUCAGUAGAUCCACCAUCAUCAUCUGCACCAGAAACAGUUGAGGAAAAAUCGGCUGAAGAAGUUGCAAAAGAAGAAGAGAAACCUGCUGAAGCAGCAGCAGCAACAACUUCAGCUGAGAAAACUGCAGAAGAACCACCAAAACCUUGACGAAUUUCCGUUAUUUCAAUCUUACAUAUAUCAUCACCAUAUAUAUCUAUAUGUGUGUGUAUUAUUAGUAUAGUAGUGUGCAUAAACACUCAAAUAUUUGUUUGUUACACACCAUUAUUAUUCUCUUAUAUUCUUUAAAUUUUGUAUCUCUAUGUAAUUCACUUGGGUUUGUUCAUUGUUAUUAAUUUUUUGUAUAAUGGAUAUGUGUUUGUUAAUUAAUGUAAAUGUGAAUGCUCGUUAUUGGUGCAUCAUUUUGUAAUAUUGAUUGUGUAUUUUUUUUUUUCAGUUUUUAAGGAAGCGAAGUGAGGUGGGUCUUUUUGGUUCAUUAAUAAAUCCUACCUGUCUCUGUCGUUCUUUUUUC